ACUUGUCUGUCCAAUAAAUUUGAGCGUAACGCAGACAGUGCGAUUAACCACAGUGGUGUUUGGACGCGUUAUAGUUCCGUGUGGUAUAUUUAAUACUCAUUGUUAAGUUAUUUAUUAAAUUAUAUUAAAAUCAUGCCGGUUAUUAAAGGGAGAGCGUUGCACUAUGUGUUCAAAGUUGCGGAUAGAAAAGAGACCGCUAGAUUCUACAGGGAUGUUUUGGGAAUGAAAGUCUUGAGGCAUGAGGAGUUUUUAGAAGGUUGCGAUGCUCAGUGUAACGGAGACUAUGACAGCAGAUGGAGCAAGACCAUGAUGGGCUACGGCCCAGAAGACACCCAUUUCGUGGUGGAACUUACCUACAACUACGGCGUGAAACACUACGAAAAAGGAAACGACUUCAUGGGCAUCACAAUCAGAAGCAGCGACGUGCUGAAACGCGCCAAGGAACACAAUUGGCCCAUCGAAAAAAAUAAUACUCUUAUGGCACCCGGUGGAUACCCCUUCCAUAUCAUCGAUGAACCACAGAAAACCGAUAGAGAUCCACUGGAAAAAGUAACUCUAUCCAGCUCAAACCUUCUCAAAUCACUCAAUUACUGGAACUCACUUUUGGGCUUAACCAUCUUCAAUAGAUCGGAUAAUAAAGCCGAAUUGGGCUUCAAUGAAAAUGAGGCUAAACUUGAACUUCAACAAAUAAAUGAACCAGUGAACAGGGCUGGCGCUUACGGCAGAAUCGCCUUCUCGUGUCCCCACGACGAGCAACCGGCCAUCAGCAAAAUCAUGGAGGAACACAAACACCCCAUCCCCACCCCGUUAAUCACCUUGGACACCCCUGGAAAAGCCAGCGUACGCGUGAUCAUCCUGGCAGAUCCAGACGGUCAUGAGAUUUGCUUCGUCGACGACGAAGGCUUCAGGCAGCUCUCUCAAGUUGAUCCAAAUGGCGAUAAAGAAUUGAAUAAAUUUAUUCGUUUGGAUAAAUCGUAGAUAUUAUAAAUUGUGAUAAUGUUUUAAUUCCAAAUACAAAAAAAAGUAAAGUUUGUACCUAUAUUUAUUUUUAUUAUACAUUUUUUGAAAUUGUUUGGCAAUAAAACAUGCA
Molecule: messenger RNA, 1090 nt
Organism: Brassicogethes aeneus
Lineage: Eukaryota; Metazoa; Arthropoda; Insecta; Coleoptera; Nitidulidae
Source: the annotation of a GenBank genome assembly